This is a messenger RNA of Cercocebus atys (sooty mangabey), 2636 nucleotides long. It is a transcript of the gene PAICS, whose product is annotated as phosphoribosylaminoimidazole carboxylase, phosphoribosylaminoimidazole succinocarboxamide synthetase. The record is from RefSeq and is a predicted model, not a curated record. Lineage: Eukaryota; Metazoa; Chordata; Mammalia; Primates; Cercopithecidae. Gene Ontology annotation, molecular function: phosphoribosylaminoimidazolesuccinocarboxamide synthase activity. The coding region runs from base 352 to 1626 and encodes 424 amino acids. Gene Ontology annotation, biological process: 'de novo' IMP biosynthetic process. The transcript has 9 exons.
UCCGCAGAGUAGGGAGGGGCUGCCAGUGCGCGCCACUUUUCGCCUAUCCCGGCACUGCGCCAGCGCGGGGCGGCCCGGAGGCGGGGUCGCGUCGCUGCGCCUGCGCGGCGGGAAGCCAACGGGAAGAUGUUUUGUCCCAGAUCCACGUUUCGGUCUCCGCCAAUACCCCUCCGGGUUAGGCCGGGGUCUGGGAGCUUGAAAAGAGUGGCUCUGGGUCGCGCGGCCCCGCCAGGGGGCGUGUCUGUGGGCCGCGCCUCCUUCCCCGCCCAGCGAAGCUCUCUGACCACCCCUCUUUUCUAGAGUUCUGCCUUGCUUCCCGGCGCGGUCGCAGUCCUCAGCCCACUCAGGAUAAUGGCGACAGCUGAGGUACUGAACAUUGGUAAAAAAUUGUAUGAAGGUAAAACAAAAGAAGUCUACGAAUUGUUAGACAGCCCAGGAAAAGUCCUCCUGCAGUCCAAGGACCAGAUUACAGCAGGAAAUGCAGCUAGAAAGAAUCACCUGGAAGGAAAAGCUGCAAUCUCAAAUAAAAUCACGAGUUGUAUUUUUCAGUUGUUACAGGAAGCAGGUAUUAAAACUGCCUUCACCAGAAAAUAUGGGGAGACAGCUUUCAUUGCACCCCAGUGUGAAAUGAUUCCAAUUGAAUGGGUUUGCAGAAGAAUAGCAACUGGUUCUUUUCUCAAAAGAAAUCCUGGUGUCAAGGAAGGAUAUAAGUUUUACCCACCUAAAGUGGAGUUGUUUUUCAAGGAUGAUGCCAAUAAUGACCCACAGUGGUCUGAGGAACAGCUGAUUGCUGCAAAACUUUGCUUCGCUGGACUUCUUAUAGGCCAAACUGAAGUGGAUAUCAUGAGUCAUGCUACACAGGCUAUAUUUGAAAUACUGGAGAAAUCCUGGUUGCCCCAGAAUUGUACACUGGUUGAUAUGAAGAUUGAAUUUGGUGUUGAUGUAACCACCAAAGAAAUUGUUCUUGCUGAUGUUAUUGACAAUGAUUCCUGGAGACUCUGGCCAUCAGGAGAUCGAAGCCAACAGAAAGACAAACAGUCUUAUCGGGACCUCAAAGAAGUAACUCCUGAAGGGCUCCAAAUGGUAAAGAAAAACUUUGAGUGGGUUGCAGAGAAAGUAGAGUUGCUUUUGAAAUCAGAAAGUCAGUGCAGGGUUGUAGUGUUGAUGGGCUCUACUUCUGAUCUUGGUCACUGUGAAAAAAUCAAGAAGGCCUGUGGAAAUUUUGGCAUUCCAUGUGAACUUCGAGUAACAUCUGCGCAUAAAGGACCAGAUGAAACCCUGAGGAUUAAAGCUGAGUAUGAAGGGGAUGGCAUUCCUACUGUAUUUGUGGCAGUGGCAGGCAGAAGUAAUGGUUUGGGACCAGUGAUGUCUGGGAACACUGCAUAUCCAGUUAUCAGCUGUCCUCCCCUCACACCAGACUGGGGAGCUCAGGAUGUGUGGUCUUCUCUUCGACUGCCCAGUGGUCUUGGCUGUUCAACCAUACUUUCUCCAGAAGGAUCAGCUCAAUUUGCUGCUCAGAUAUUUGGAUUAAACAACCAUUUGGUAUGGAGCAAACUGCGAGCAAGCAUUUUGAACACAUGGAUUUCCUUGAAGCAGGCUGACAAGAAAAUCAGAGAAUGCCAUUGAAUUUUUUAGGGGAAAAACUACAAAGUUCUAAUUUAGCUGAAGGAAAAUCAAGCAAAAUGAAAAAGUAAUUUUAAAUUAGAGAACACAAAAUGUAUUAGUGAAUAAAUGCUUUUCUAGAUCCAUAUUAAUAAAUAUGAACACCUAACCUCUCCUUUCUUAGGUUAGACACCAAGAUAUUUCAGCCAGCCUUUAUCAUUCCUCUUAUUUUAUCCUUUUUUCCUUAAGUAUUGGUGGUCACUACUAUUGAGUUUCUUCCUUAACACUGAUUGAAUAAUCUUAACUCCCUCAGCUAAAACUGGCAUUACUGGCUCCCAGCUAUGUUUUUCCAGACUUGUAUUUUCUUUUUUUUUUUUUUUUUUUUUCCCGAGACAGGGUCUUACUGUUGCCCAGGCUGGAGUGCAGUGGCGUGAUCUCAGUUCACUGCUGCCUUCCCUCCUGGGCUCAAGCAGUUCUCCCACCUCAGCCUCUCGAGUAACAAAGAUUAUAAUCUUGCAGCUCCAUGCCGAGCUAAUUCUAUUUUUUGUAGAGAUGGGGUCUCACUAUGUCACCCAGGUUGGUCUCAAACUCCUGGACCCAAGUAAUUCUCCUACCUCAGCCUCCCAAAAUGCUAGGGUUACAGGCAUGAGCCACUGUGCCUGGCUAGACUUAUACUUUCAACUGUCCAUUUCUCCCUGUACCUCCCAUGGGCACUCUCAUAAAAAACAGAAUGCUCCCAACUUUAUUCAUCUUCCAAGCCUGAAACUCUUGGUAUGCUCACUGCUGCCAAGUCAGAAGCUUGAUUUCAUCAUUGAUGUUUUUUUUCACAUUUCACAUCUCACUCAUCAAGUCAUGUUGGUGUUAAUUUCUAAUUAACCCUUGAAAUUGCCAUCUUCUCAUCCUCUGUACAAAAGCCUCAAGUGAGGGUCAAAUUCAACAUUAUCCUGAUCUAGACAGUCCCCAUUCUCAAUCCACCCUUUUCCAAGUUGAUUGCCCAAGGACUUCUAACAUAAUAAACUCUUUUGCACCACAGA